AUGGUAAUUUUAACCAGGUCAACUAAGUUAAUUACUUCUACAGGAGGACAAGAAGAUCGUAUCUUAGAGACUGAAAAUACUGUUUCAUCAACUGUAUCUAUGGAAGUAAAACGUAGGGAUGUUACUCCAGUGGAUGUUGAUGAAACAGAAGUUGUGUUUACUGAGCUUGUUCCGGUUAAUUCUUUUACUGACUCAGUUGCGGAAUCAAUUGGUUCGUUAAAAGAAGAACAAAGGAUAUCCUUUUUAGCAGGUGUAUUACUUGAAACAAGAACGAGGUCGAGUCUUCUCUUUGGCAUAUCAUAUUCGGAAAAACCACUUGACGAUUCCGAUAAAGACAGGGAUUACAAUGUAACCGACAGCGAAGACAGUAGUGAAGACGAAUAUGUUCCGCUCAAGAAAAGAAAGUUGAUUUGCGAUAGAGGAAAAAACAAUUCAAUUGUAUCAAACCCAAAACGUGCCGAAGAUGUUACCUCUAACAAAACAGCCGAAUGUGUACCCGAUGCAGUGGAGUUAAUCAAUAUAGAAGAUCGGACAGUUUAA
Messenger RNA from Diabrotica balteata, 540 nucleotides. Lineage: Eukaryota; Metazoa; Arthropoda; Insecta; Coleoptera; Chrysomelidae. The record is from the annotation of a GenBank genome assembly.